Messenger RNA from Ailuropoda melanoleuca (giant panda), 1178 nucleotides. RefSeq names its product carbonic anhydrase 1 (gene CA1). Gene Ontology annotation, cellular component: cytoplasm. The transcript has 7 exons. The coding region runs from base 119 to 904 and encodes 261 amino acids. The record is from RefSeq and is a predicted model, not a curated record. Lineage: Eukaryota; Metazoa; Chordata; Mammalia; Carnivora; Ursidae. Gene Ontology annotation, molecular function: zinc ion binding; carbonate dehydratase activity.
AGAGAAGUUCCUAUGAAACCCACAAGUGGCGGUUUCAGCUGUUUACUGCAUGCUGGCCUGCAGUCAGUUAUUCCAGGUAUUAUCUUUGUUUGCAGAAAAGAAAACUAAGUAGAAGAUCAUGACGAGCUCCAACUGGGGAUAUGAUGACAAAAGCGGUCCUGAACAAUGGAGCAAAAUGUAUCCCAUCGCAAAUGGAAAAAACCAGUCUCCCAUUGAUAUUAAAACCAGUGAAACAAAACAUGACACCUCUCUUAAACCUAUCAGUAUCUCCUACGAUCCAGCCACAGCCAAAGAAAUUAUCAACGUGGGGCAUUCUUUCCACGUAAACUACGAGGACACUGAUAACCGAUCAGUGCUGAAAGGUGGUCCUCUUUCUGAAAGCUAUAGGCUCUAUCAGUUCCAUUUUCACUGGGGUAGCACAAAUGACUAUGGUUCUGAACACACAGUGGAUGGAGUCAAAUAUUCUGGUGAGUUUCACCUAGUUCACUGGAAUUCUGCAAAGUACUCCAGCUUUGCUGAAGCUAUCUCACAGGCCGAUGGUUUGGCAAUUAUCGGUGUUUUGAUGAAGGUUGAUCAGGCCAACCCAAGACUGCAGAAGGUACUUGAUGCCCUAAACGCAGUUAAAACCAAGAACAAACGAGCCCCAUUCACAAAUUUUGACCCCUCUACUCUCCUUCCUUCAUCCCUGGAUUACUGGACCUACUCUGGCUCUCUAACUCAUCCUCCCCUUCAUGAGAGUGUAACCUGGAUCAUCUGUAAGGAAAAAAUUGGUAUCAGCCCAGAACAGCUGGCACAGUUCCGAAGCCUUCUAUCGACUGUUGAAGGUGACAAGGCUGUCCCCAUGCAGCGCAACAACCGACCACCCCAGCCUCUGAAUGACAGAAUAGUGAGAGCUUCAUUCUGAUGGGACCAGGAAGGAACGUCUUCUUUCUCAAGGAACACUGCCCUGCUUCUGACAUAAUCCAGUAAAACAAUUCCUAAGAAACACAUUUAUUUCGAUACUAGCAAGGCAACAUAGCUGCAAAUUCAAUCUCUAGAAUGAAGUUUUAUUUUUAUUCUUAAUGCUUAACUCAAAUAAUCUAUUAGCUUGUUAAACUUGUGCUUAAAUUCAAGUUUAUUUUGUGGAAUUCUUUAUAAUUUGCAAUUAAAGUAUACUGAAAAAUUUCUUAGUGAUUUGU